Messenger RNA from Marchantia polymorpha subsp. ruderalis, 1405 nucleotides. NCBI's taxonomy places the organism in Eukaryota, Viridiplantae, Streptophyta, Marchantiopsida, Marchantiales, Marchantiaceae. The record is from the annotation of a GenBank genome assembly.
UCCUGUCAUCGAUCAUGGCCACCCAUCCGCUGCAAGCGUGCGCUGCCUGCAAGUUCCAGCGUCGUAAAUGCUUAGUGGACUGCCCGCUGGCGCCGUGGUUCCCUCCAGACGAGCCCCGGCGCUUUGCUAACGCCCACAGGCUCUUCGGAGUAGCGAGCAUCUUGAGGCUCAUAGGACAGAAUAAAAACUCAGUUGAGGAUCUCAUGAAGACUAUAUGCGAGGAGUCCGACGCUCGGGAACAAGAUCCUGUAAAUGGACAGUUCGGAACAUUGAAGCGUCUUCAGAGCGAGGUCGAGAGAUUGGAGGAGCUCAAAUCGGCUUGGGCCGAGAAGCUAAUGAUACUCUUGCUGGAAGAUGCGCAUCCUGCAUAUAACGUGGGUCUUUCAGAGCCUACGCAAUUCGCGUUUACAGAGACAACGUCAUAUCAUAUGCAACACCAGCAACAGCAACAAGUUCAUAACAUGCCACAGCAGCAUCCUGCAUAUAACGGGAGUCUUUCAGAGCUUAAUCAGGUCGCGCAAUAUCAUAUGCAGCAAGAAGUUCAUAACAUGCCACAGCAGCAUUCUCCAUAUAACGCGGGUCUUUCAGAGUCUACUCAGGUCGCGCAAUAUCGUAUGCAGCAACAAGUUCAUAACAUGCCACAGCAGCAUCCUGCAUAUAACGUGGGUCUUUCAGAGUCUACUCAGGUCGCGCAAUAUCAUAUGCAGCAACAAGUUCAUAACAUGCCACAGCAGCAUCCUGCAUAUAACGGGAGUCUUUCAGAGCUUACUCAGGUCGCGCAAUAUCAUAUGCAGCAACAGCAAAAAGGUCAUAACAUGCCACAGCAGCAUCCUACAUAUGCCGCGGGUCCCCGCUCCACGGCUCGACGUAGAUCUUGUGCUGGCAAGCAAUUUUUUGGUUUCCUGUUUUUGUUUUAAAAACCGCGCUACCUUACGCUGUUCUUGUCUCCAGUAUCGAGUUGUUUCGGUCUUUGGAGUCUUUGCCGUUUUUGUGGAACUUGAUCUGUCUCCAAUGUGGUGACCGCAUUAUUUCAAAUUCGGUUACCACCACUGCAUCGAAUAGCUGUGUAUGACGGAAGUUCCUAAGUGAGAUCACCAGCUCAUUUGAGAGGGACAACUUGCUGAAAUUGGCGAUUUUCCACUGUAUUACUCCAGUAGCUUAGCUUAUAUUUACUAUAAAGUUUCAAUGGAUAAAACUAGAGAUUUUUCUAAAGCUACUCAGUGUUACAAAUUUUGUCCUCCUUAUGCAUAUUUGGAAAAAUGUCGCGAUGGCUUUAAGACGAUACUUUGCGUUGAGGGUACCUUACUCUUGAACCCAUGGAGAUGUCAUUUUUCUGAUGUCGUGAAGGCAGAAUAUUUGAAUAGUAUGGAUUGUAUCAAACCUAAUACAUCUCAUGAAUAAGUCC